Molecule: messenger RNA, 4968 nt
Organism: Harpia harpyja (harpy eagle)
Lineage: Eukaryota; Metazoa; Chordata; Aves; Accipitriformes; Accipitridae
Gene: ASB7
Product: ankyrin repeat and SOCS box containing 7
Exons: 6
Coding region: 355-1311 (318 amino acids)
Biological process (GO): intracellular signal transduction
Molecular function (GO): protein binding
Source: RefSeq, a predicted model, not a curated record
CCCCCCGCCCUGCCGCCGCCGCCAGUGCGGGGGGCGGCUGCACACGGGCGCGCGCCGGCCCCCCCACCCUCAGCACCCCCCACCCCCCCCCCCCCGCUGCCGGCAGACAGGUUUAAGCUGCCUUAAAGGAGAAUUAAAAAUUGUGACUCCAAAGAACAAAAUAACACAGAAGAAAGAAAACAGCACUCAGAAAAAACCCAGAAAGGGGUAGCAGGUUGUUUGGCGCACAUGGGCACACAAGAUUAUGACUAGGGAAGACAAUGAAGAGUGGGACAUCCAUCAAAGAGUAACAACCUCUUAUAAGGUGACUAGUAUGACCUCAUGACGCUUCUGUAAAAGCCAGAUUCAGCUAGGAUGUUACACCAUCACUGUCGGAGAAACCCUGAACUACAGGAAGAGUUGCAGAUUCAGGCUGCAGUUGCUGCUGGCGAUGUUCACACCGUGCGCAAGAUGCUGGAGCAAGGAUAUUCUCCAAAUGGUCGAGAUGCCAAUGGCUGGACCUUGCUUCAUUUCUCUGCAGCAAGAGGGAAAGAGAGAUGUGUCCGUGUUUUUCUUGAACAUGGAGCUGAUCCCACAGUUAAGGACUUAAUUGGAGGCUUCACUGCUCUGCAUUAUGCAGCCAUGCAUGGCCGAGCGAGGAUUGCACGCUUGAUGUUGGAGUCUGAAUAUAGAAGUGACAUUAUUAAUGCAAAAAGCAACGAUGGUUGGACUCCCCUCCAUGUAGCAGCCCACUAUGGCAGAGACUCAUUUGUCAGACUCCUGUUGGAGUUCAAGGCUGAGGUUGAUCCGCUCAGUGAUAAAGGUACUACACCGCUUCAGCUGGCCAUUAUCCGAGAGAGGUCAAGCUGUGUGAAAAUCCUUCUGGAUCACAAUGCCAACAUCGACAUUCAAAAUGGUUUCCUGUUACGAUACGCUGUGAUCAAAAGCAAUCACUCUUACUGCCGAAUGUUCCUUCAGAGAGGGGCGGAUACAAACUUGGGUCGAUUGGAAGAUGGACAGACACCCUUACACUUGUCUGCUCUUAGAGAUGAUGUGCUUUGUGCACAAAUGUUGUAUAAUUACGGAGCAGACACUAACACAAGGAACUAUGAAGGACAGACCCCACUGGCUGUUUCAAUAAGUAUUUCUGGAAGUAGCCGACCCUGUCUGGAUUUCUUACAAGAAGUGACAAGACAGCCCAGAAACUUGCAAGAUCUAUGCCGAAUUAAAAUCCGUCAGUGUAUAGGCCUUCAAAACCUAAAACUACUUGAUGAACUACCCAUUGCCAAGGUCAUGAAAGACUACUUAAAACACAAAUUUGAUGAUAUCUGAUAUCCAUGAAGAGAAGAACUUUGAGCAAGAUUAGUUAUAUUCCAGAUACUGAAGAGGCUUGUUGCCUUGCACAAAGUAUAUCCUAUGCAAAUUCUGAUUUUUUCUGUGAAGUCAGAAGGCAGAUAUACACUUCCUUGGGUUUUUUAUACCACACGCUAGAAGGUCUUAAUUUUUGGUUUCUUGGUCCAAGUUUACAAGGUCCAAGCUUUCUAUACAAUAUUACAUUUUAAAAAUUGCUGUUGGUUUUUUGUUUGUUUGUUUUCACAUUAAGUGUGCAGACUUGCAGUGGAGAUGGAAGGUAGCCUCUCAAGGGAAGCGGUUGGUUUGAAUUGGCAUGCUGAGCAAUUAUUCAAGAAAAUAAAGUUUGGAAAUCAAGGCACCAGUCCUGCAAAAGGAUACCAAUAGAAAGACCUUCAGAGUCCUGUUGUCUGUUGGGACUCUUGUCUCUGCCAGGGCGUAUGUUUUUGCAGGAUAGAGGGAAGAGUUGAUAAUCAACAUGUCUUAGGGUACUGUAUGAAUAUAAUUUGGAAAUUAAAGAAAAAAUGCAGUUACCCUAUUCAAUUUGAGGGUCUAUACAUUGGCUCUUUUUAUAUUAUUCUUUUCCUAAUUACUGUAGUUGGGAUGCCCAUAAAAUUCAGGCCCUCUUCUUUCCUGACAUUCCCUGUUAAAUGGGCGGCUGUUUGUAAGUCUAUUUUUAACAGUGACAGUACACUACAAAGAGGCAUAGCCUCUGUAUUUUUUACAUUAACUUAAGAGUAAACAAAUUUAGAUUUUUUUUUUUAAGCCAAUGUAUUCUGUUUCUCAUACAGUGCCUCCUGUGCAAUAAUCUUUCUGAUGUAUUUUCCCUUUAUGUGUGAUUCCCCCCCACACUAUUCCUCAUUUAGUCUCAGUGCAUUAUUUGUGAGAAUAGGAACUGCUGCCUUGCUGUGGUGUUGACGUGACAUUACGAAAGUAAUGCGGCAGUUGCUAUUCAUUAUUACUCCCUGAAUUUCAUGAAUGUAUAACCUGCUUUAUUUCACUUUCAGUUGAAAUUUUAUCUACGGGUUCUCAGCCAAAUUGUGUCCACUUUAAAAAAAAAAAAAAAAAAAGAAAUUGGCCAAACCCUUUUGUUUUAAAAGCAGUGAUGGAUUUUUUUUUUUUGAUUGCUCUAAAAUUCAGUUUGUUUCAGGUUAGAGAGUGGGAAGUGCACAUAAGUUAUCAAGACACAUUUUAUAUGUGCUCAAACAAGAAUAGCCCCAUUCAUAUUGAAAGUUUAAAUUUUGCAAUUAAUCUGAAAGGAGCAACUGAAAGGAAUACUGAAAUUCGGCUACUGAAUGUGUUUUUCAUACUAGGUGUUAAAAAGAUCUGUUAAAGAGUUUUGUUUCUGAUCAUAAAAAAAAAAGAGUUCUUGCUAUCAAAAAAAGAUUGGGCCAAAAUGUGCAGUUGUUUCACUCUCUUUAUUUUCAAGGGAUUAUGGAGUCAUCAUAAGGUUCUUGCCAGUGUCCUCUACUUUUUCUUUUGCCAUCCUACUGGCUCUGGAAGAGCCUCUCUAAUAUCAGGAGUACUUUUGUACCAAUUAUACCAAUGGAAGUGGGGAGAUGAAAGGAACAGUGGUGGCUUUUAACACUGUCACUUUCAAAAUAUUUAACAUUAAAAAUAUGAAAAGCAAGGUGAAGCAGGUAUAGUCAUAUUAUUUAACUGUGCUAGUUCCUUUUAAUGUCUUAUAACCCUGGACUGCAAUUCCUUGAGCACGAACCUUAUCGCUGCUAAUGGAUGCACCAGAACUACAGCAAGCAAGGAGGAUUAUCUCUCCCUCUUGUGCCUGGCAUUGCAUCAGGUUUCCAAACAAUAAGUGAUUUUGGAGAUUCAUGGCUCAGAGGAUUGGUAAUGGGAUGUUGAACCUUUUUAUCUCCAACAUGUAUUGGUUCAAGUCCAGCCUGCUUGAGCAGUGACCAAAAGUUCAUGUCUCAGCAGUGUGAGCGAGCAAGUGUGUCCGACCUUAACACCAUGCAGCGGUCACCUCGAGGCAGUAGAGCUUUAUAGUGCUUCCUCCAGGUUGUAUGUAGUGGUGCUGGCAUUGUAGCAGGGACAACCUGAGGGGUGGGGGGGGGGGGGGCUGAGCUUGUGUGCGUGAUGGUGUCUGUUGGCUCCCAUUGAAGCGAGAAAGAUCAGCUGUUACAAUCUUUAAGCUCUCCAGUAGUCAGACAGGACAGAUGUUAAGAAUUGACUGGCAGGUUUUAAGCAUGAAUCUUCAGUUUUGUGACAUGAGAUCAGAACCUUAACAUUGCUUUCUUUUUUAAAAAAAAUAUUUAGUAUUGUUCACUACAUUUGUAAGUUGGUCUAAACCAAUGUCCUUCCCCACUGAAUUUUUACAGUAAUAUUUUCUAAGGUAAUCUAGAAUAUAUUUUAGUUGCAAUCUAUAUUAAGGCAAAUUAUUUGUUCCGUCUGUUGCUGUGACUGAAGAAAAUUAUGGAAGAUUUUGUUGGUAACAAGAAUGCUAUUUAAUGAAGAAAUGUGUAAUUCCAUUAUUUAUUCUUUGAGGUUUGUUUUUUGGUUAUUUCUUUUAAGUACCUGACAUCUAAAGGGAACACACAUACAGUUCAGGCCAGUAGAAAAGCCUUUCUUUUAAAUUAAUUUUCAUCCUAUCCUCUCUCCCCUCCCCAAGGUGGAGGGAAGCCCUUGCCCUUUCUUACAAUUCUAAGCCAUUGCUCGUAGCUGGUUUCUCUGACCUUGAUUCUGCAAAGCGCCGCAGCACAUGUGUGUUUCAACCUACUAAUAGUCCCAUUCACUAUCUUAAGUUAUACAUGUGCUCGACUGCGAGUGAAGUAUGAUCAUUCAUUGAUAAUCCUAUCCAAAUUUCAAUAAUGGGGAAUUUGGUCUUUUUUAUUAUUUUAAAUAUUGUGCACAAAUACUUUGAAGAACAAACCGAACUUUGUUUUUCAUUCGGACUAGAAUGUGGAAGGAGAAGUGCAUAAUAUAGACUUGUUAUGUAGCCUAGUUCCAUUACCUUAAAAUUCACAGCUGAACACUUUUUUUAAUAAACCUUAAAAAAAUUGGCAAAUACACCAAAGAAUCAACAUGAGUAAAAGACUCUGAUCGUUAACAAACUGCAAACCUCAUCCUUUAAAACAAAGCAGAAAGUUUUUGUAAAUAUUUAUGUUUAUAAAUGUACAGCAGAGUAAGAGUGUUUUUUAGAUUAUUUAAUUACCAUAUUUCUAAACUAUUUACAUUAUAGACAAUACUUGUUAGUUUGAAAAGCUCUUGAGUGGUUUUUUUGUUUUGUUUUGGUUUGGUUUUUUUUAAAUUCAUUGUCACUCAUACUUGGAAUAACUCUGGCUUCCUCGGGAUAGCGUGGAAAAUUCAGUUUUCUGGCUGUAGUUGGCAACCGUAAGAGAACACAUCUGGACAAAUUCAUCAGAUAAAUACCCAGAGGCAAAAGAGGGUAUGUAGCAUGUUUACCAGGGUGGACCUGGGCUAGAUGAAAAAAAUUGGAUCCUAACUUUCUCAGUUAAAUCUGUUGAGAGUCACCAAUGACAUGGCAACCUGCCCACAAGUCUAGCUUCCAUGCAACACUGUUACCAAUAUCAUAAUGUAUUUUGUUCUUCCUUUGCGAUGUAAGGUUUUGCCUUGGUUCAACUCAAAUUUAAAAGAAAAAAAGUUAAACCUGGUUCAACCCUU